UUUUUGAAUAUCUACCUGAAAAUAGAAAACUAAAAAAUGAAGAAGACAAGGAACUAGUAGAGAAAUUACUUACCUUAGGCUGCCCCAAACCUCGAAUACAAGAUGAAAUGUUGAAUACAAAAGGGAUACAUUUGACUGCCAAAGAUGUACAAAAUUUCAACCAAAAUUUAAAAGCUAAAGAUGAUGAUGCAUUAAACAGCUUUGUAAAGCUAUUACGAAAUAAAUAUCAUGCUACAGUAGAUGUUUCCUAUGAAGUAAGGGAUUACCUUGGAGUUAGAAAGAAGGUUUUUCAAAGUCUAUUCUUUACUACAGAAAAAAUGAAACAAGACUUUGCCGCGUGGCCUGAAAUGAUUUUUGUCGAUACCACCUACAAUUUAUUCAAACGUAAGCUCCCUUUACUUUUGCUGUGUGUUCGUGAUACAAUGGGACUCGCUCAUAUUAUUGGUGUUGGUCUGCUGGCCAAUGAACAAAAAGAGACUUUAAGAAGUUUGUUCGAAAAUUUAAAAAAAUGAAUGGUGACAUAUGCAAAAAAAUCGAGUGCUUUAUGACAGAUAAAGAUUUAGUUGAAAGAGCAGUCAUAAAAGAAGUAUUUCCAGGUACCUUUUUGUACAUGUGUGAAUUCCAUGUACUCAAAAUAUAUGCAAGAACAAUUACUACCGGCUCUAUGAAAAUAACGCCUAAAGCUAGAGGCAUAGCACUUGACUUGUUACAUAAGUUGACAAAAAGUACUUCAAGAGAGCAGUAUGAUCACUUUUAUAAGACUUUUUGUAAGACAGUUUCAGAUGCAGUACGUAUUUAUAAUAAUAGUAACUGGCACAACAUUACUGAGUCAUGGACAAGAUACUUACUUAGUAAAAAUAACUAUGGAAAUUAUAUAAAUAAUCCAGUGGAAUGAACGAAUGCUCGCCUAAAAGAUGAGAUUCCUUCACAUAGUACUCUAGUAAAAUUUGGAGAAUGUUUCUUCAGGUACUAUAAUCGCAGGAAUUCAGUAAUAAAAAUGCGACUGGGUGAAGAUAUUUACAAACAUCCCAUCCGGGGAUAUCCGCAAGGUUCUCCAGAAUAUCUGUACCAACAACUUCUCACUCCAGCUGGUUUUCAAAAACUUAUUGUCGAAUUCUCCAGACGUAAACCUAUGUCAUUUAUAGAAAUCAAUAACACUUUUCAAGUGCGUUGGAUACGAUACGGGUAUGCUAUUCUGAGAGUUAGUUCAGAAGUAUGUGAAUGUAAUGAAUUAAGCUACCCUGCAGACAUAUGUUUGCUGUACGAGAACAUUUUAGACUCCCUCUUUUUAAGAAUAGCCAUUGUCCAGAAAGAUGGACCAUGCAGUAUAACAUUAACAAUCAAGCAGUACUCCAAUCAACGCAAAAGAUACAACGUUACUCAUACCUUCUUAUACCACCCAUGAAACACCAUCGAAAAAACCAAUGGAAUUUUCUACUAGAUUAAAGCUUAUGAAAGAAGUAGCUGGUAGUUUAGCAAGUAUUGGAAGUACUGCUACUUCGAAACGCUUUGAAGAAAGAUUAGAUAUCCUAAGGAAAAUAGAAUCAGCAUGGAGAAAAAUAUAUCUGUUAAAGUCAUUGCAGAUGAUUAUGACGAUUUAACCAAUUUUUCUCACUUAUCUAUUGAUGAUCAACAUGAAUUGAACAUUGGAAAUACUGAAAAUAAAACAGACGGUUCUAAUACUAGUAUUAUUCUACCAAUACCAUUAAAGAUAAGUGGAAGGCCAUCAAAUAUUCCAAGAAGUAACACAAAUGGCAGUCGAAAAAAUGAAGAAAAAAAAGAAAUAAUAAUUCAUAAAGACUUUGACUUGUCUUGGCACCGGAUGUUGACUUGACUGACAUGUGCACAAAGUGCACCAUGCAAUUUAAGUCAAUCUGCAUGAUUGGCAAUUGUCUGAGCUAUCAUAGCUCAUUUAUAUUCUUUCCUAGGAUAGAAAGUUUUAAGUAUUUAUAGUCUGAUUCAUUUAGAGCUGUGUGUACUAAAAAGCGAACUUUCAAUUUA
This is a messenger RNA of Nasonia vitripennis (jewel wasp), 2001 nucleotides long. RefSeq lists its product as uncharacterized. The transcript has 2 exons. NCBI's taxonomy places the organism in Eukaryota, Metazoa, Arthropoda, Insecta, Hymenoptera, Pteromalidae. The record is from RefSeq and is a predicted model, not a curated record. The coding region runs from base 108 to 512 and encodes 134 amino acids.